Sardina pilchardus (European sardine) is the source of this 2518-nucleotide messenger RNA. RefSeq names its product ETS1-related protein (gene etsrp). The coding region runs from base 114 to 1238 and encodes 374 amino acids. Gene Ontology annotation, biological process: cell differentiation; regulation of transcription by RNA polymerase II. Gene Ontology annotation, molecular function: DNA-binding transcription factor activity, RNA polymerase II-specific; sequence-specific DNA binding. The record is from RefSeq and is a predicted model, not a curated record. NCBI's taxonomy places the organism in Eukaryota, Metazoa, Chordata, Actinopteri, Clupeiformes, Clupeidae. Gene Ontology annotation, cellular component: nucleus. The transcript is spliced from 8 exons.
ACAACACAUAUAAACCUCUGCACUCCUCCGUGGAAAGCAUACAAACAGGCCAUCUGACCAACAAGAAUUAAGCAUUUCCGAGGACCAGUUCAAGAUAAUUCAAAACUCAAACGAUGGAGAUGUACCAAGCUGGAUAUUACACUGAAGAUUUCAGAACACAGGAAGUCCCUGCUGGUUUUGAUUUUGGAUCAUAUGACUGCAGUGGUGAAGACCUGUCCUUUCUAUUAGACAGCAAGGGACCAGGGCAGCUGCAGUACACGGACACGUACGGAGAACCUCAGAAAGACCUGCAGACGUUUGACGCAAAAGGUAACUCUAAUGGAUCGGGCCUACUCAACUUGGAUGCCUACCCAGAAUUCAAUUCCUGGAUGUCAUCUUAUGCCAGCACGCCAGAGGCCGUUACUUCGGAGCAGCCACAAGCUGGGUACCAGGACUCCAGCUCCACGUUCCAAAGCUUCACGCCGCUGUGUACCCCCACCCAAAAUGGGGCUUUCGCUGCUGGCUUGAAGGACGUGACUGGCCUCUACAACCCUGAAAAGGAGACGAGUCACGGAGGGGCCGCAGGAACAGUCAAUCUGGAUCACCUCACAGGUGACCCAGUGAGGAACUAUGGUCUCUAUGAAACAGACGUCCAAGGAAGGCCCUCGCAAUACUGGACUGCGUACUCCCCUCCCAGCUACUGCGCACCCUUAUCUAACCACACUCCAUCUUGUGGAUCCCCUGCUGCACUCCAGCCCUCAGAGCCAUACUGCCCUCGUGUGGUCAAACGGAGAAGUGGCCCCUCACAAAGACUGGAGAAGGAUGGCGAGGUGGUGACAAGCAUGUCCGCGUAUCCUGGCUCGGGGCCGAUUCAGUUGUGGCAGUUCUUACUGGAACUCCUUUUGGAUUCAUCCUGUCGCACGUUCAUCUGCUGGACAGGAGACGGCUGGGAGUUUAAGAUGUCCGACCCUGCAGAGGUAGCCAAACGCUGGGGCCAGUGCAAAAACAAACCCAAAAUGAACUACGAGAAGCUGAGCCGAGGCCUUCGCUACUACUACCACAAGAACAUCAUCCACAAAACCGCCGGGAAGCGCUACGUCUACCGCUUUGUCUGCGACGUGCAAGGCAUGCUGGGAAGGACAGCCAGGGAGGUGCUGGCCAGUUUAAACGUCACCCCGCUGAACGCGCCAUCACCCAGCCAGGCUCUGGGGGCCCCGUCAGUAAAGCAGGAGAAAAGCACAGAGGCCUGGACUCAUUAACGCGACACGACACACUCAUAGACUUAUAAGCGCUUCACAACAACUGUCAAGCAGAGUCCAGCAGAGCUGUGUGAUCCUUCAGAACUGUGAUCGGUGGGGUCCGCAACCAAUAAUUGUUCUUCUGGAUACGUGAAUGUUCUCUCUGACCUAAAAUGUAGCAACAGCCACGACCUUACUGUGAUUACAUCAGUCCUUAAACAAACAUCCGGUUGAUUUUUGUUUUGGUCCUUUAUGCUCUUCAGAUUGUGGCAGUGUGGCACUUGUGUUUAUGAGCACAAUGUAAAUGUCUCCUGGUAUGUGUAGGUAUGAGUGAGUUUUUUUUCUAAUGUUUCUAUACUCUUAGAAUAGAGGCGCUUAUGGUCACAUUCAAACAAGCAUUAAUUUCAAACGAGUUGCUAUCCUAGGAUUUGGUGUAAUUUGAUAUUCACGCAGAGGUGUGAACUAUGACCUCUUUAUUUCAUUACCUACCUCUCUUGCUUGAAAUAAAGGCAUCCAUUAUUUGAAGGAAGCCAAUGCUAGCUGUUUCAUCAUGAGAAAAUGUUUGAGAUAUACUUUGUAAAACUGAAAUGUUUGUAAAUAAAGUGUACAUAGACUUGAAUAUUUCUGUUGUAUUUUGUUGAGUUUAUAUAGUAGUGUGGAUUUUUAGAAAACAUGAAUUACUGAAAUCGUAUGUUACUGCCAUGUUGUAGAUUUUCUGUGAGAUUUUCUGUGGGUAACACUAUGCAUACAGUAUACUAUAUAUUAAUGGAUUACCAUGAUGACCUGUCAUUUAUAAAGCUGUAUUAAAGGUGCUGCAAGCAAACGUACACAAUUUCAAGGUGAGCUACCUCUCUGGUGUGAUCUUUCAAUUAAAAUAUGAUGUACGUUGUUCUGAACAAAAGCAUCUGCUAAGAAAUGUAAACAUAAACAAAUGUGACCUCAUGCACUAUCGCGACUGCAUGUUUCAGUGGAUAGGUAUGUUGUGCUAUUUUCCCUCAAGAAAUAGGCCUAUAAUCAUGUCUAUAAUAACCCUUUCAAUCUAAGCCAUUUUUUUUUAGCACUGCAAGGGUGAACUGUGAACAGAGAAUGAGAACAGGGUUGCUGACAACCAAAAUCUCUUUGGAGAAUAAAUCAUAGAGACCCCUUCAAUCUAUUUCUAGACAAUUUCCGCUUGAAAAACCAACAAAGACUUUGAAAUGAAAAUGCUCUGCUUACAUUUUAUUGUCCAUAUUUAUUACUGGUCGCUAGACUUGAAUCCGGCACUGUUGGACUUACUUGCACACCCCUCAUACUCAAUCACA